Didymella exigua CBS 183.55 is the source of this 848-nucleotide messenger RNA. RefSeq lists its product as uncharacterized. Lineage: Eukaryota; Fungi; Ascomycota; Dothideomycetes; Pleosporales; Didymellaceae. The transcript has a single exon. The record is from RefSeq and is a predicted model, not a curated record. The coding region runs from base 316 to 747 and encodes 143 amino acids.
CGAACAAGGCAUCUCAUGAUGAACUUAUAUAUCUAUCGAGUCUCGAUACCACGAAGCCUUAGGCCGUUCGUCUGCAUGGUGUUGGGCGUUCUCGGGCGGUCCAGUCGACCUGACUAUCCAGGCUGGUCAUGGCACGAUGCUCGAAAGCUUCUUGUCGGCGUCCAUAACAACGCUCGUUAUGCGAUAUCGCCAAGCCUGGCAGCCACGUUUGCUAGACUACCCGUCUAGGGUGAUUGAACACCUAUAGCCGCACCUCAUCUUGGUCCAGACGACAGACGCCACGUCCAGCCAUGUCUUAGAUAGGCUUGAAAGUGAAUGUCAGGCUGCAGAAGGACCGUGCGUAAAGCGUGGAUGCUACACGGGAGUACCAAUAGCAAGACUAGAGUCCACGAUGGCUGUCUAUGCUGGGUCGAAGCAUGCAGAAGCUACCAGGUCGCCGAUAGGCUUCAGAGCCUUGCUGCAAAUUGGGAAAGUGCAUCAGCUCUGCCGUCGCCAAGAGCAUAUUCUUCUGAUCUGGCCCGACCUGACAAAGUGUCUGAGCAAGCGAACAACAGAAUACCGAUUGGGAUAAGUAGAGAAAACGAGAGGCCGAGAAAGUCCAAGGAAGGUAAAGCAGAACGGGAAAAUGUACCAAAGAGACAUCGCAGUCAGCCACAGCUGAACACUGCUUUGAACUGUCAACGUAGCACACGGCACAUACGAGAAUCCCAGCGCCUCUUGUCGAAAGACGCGGCGAAGACCGGUUAGGGCGUCUAGAGGCGGCCUCGUGCCUUGGGCGACCAAAAUAGGACGCGGUUGAUCUUUUGGUAGAGAAGAGAGGGCUUGGAGAGUCGAGACCUGCUAAUGCU